This is a messenger RNA of Miscanthus lutarioriparius, 1083 nucleotides long. NCBI's taxonomy places the organism in Eukaryota, Viridiplantae, Streptophyta, Magnoliopsida, Poales, Poaceae. The record is from the annotation of a GenBank genome assembly.
AUGCAGCCCGACGCCAACGCUCCCUCCCACCGCCUCGCCCGCGUCGCCGCGCACCUGAACCCCCAGCGCCCGCAGAUGGAGGAAGGCGCGGGCGCGUCCGCGCUGAGGCCCGCGGUGUGCCGCGCCAAGGGCGGCGCGCCGGGGUUCAAGGCCGCGAUCCUGGGCGCCGCGGGCGGGAUCGGACAGCCGCUGUCGCUGCUCAUGAAGAUGAAUCCUCUCUUGUCCGUGCUGCACCUUUACGACGUCGUCAACACGCCCGGGGUCACCGCCGAUAUCAGCCACAUGGACACCAGCGCUGUGGUCCGUGGCUUCCUUGGGGCACAGCAGCUUGAUGCAGCACUUACAGGAAUGGACCUUGUAAUCAUACCCGCUGGUCUGCCUAGGAAACCAGGAAUGACAAGGGAUGAUUUAUUCAACAAAAAUGCUGGGAUUGUUCGUACACUUUGUGAAGGCGUUGCAAGAUGCUGUCCUUAUGCAAUUGUGAAUUUAAUCAGCAACCCAGUGAACUCAACUGUCCCCAUUGCUGCUGAGGUUUUCAAGAAAGCUGGAACUUAUGAUCCCAAGCGUCUUCUUGGAGUGACAACACUCGAUGUUGCAAGGGCCAACACCUUUGUGGCCGAAGUGCUUGGAGUUGAUCCAAGAGAUGUCAAUGUUCCUGUUGUUGGUGGGCAUGCUGGGGUAACUAUAUUGCCCCUCCUCUCCCAGGUCACACCUCCAAGCUCAUUCACUCAGGAUGAAAUCAAAUAUUUGACAGACCGCAUACAGAAUGGUGGCACAGAAGUUGUGGAGGCAAAGGCUGGAUCAGGUUCUGCGACUCUGUCAAUGGCUUUUGCUGCUGCAAAAUUCGCUGAUGCAUGCUUGCGAGCUAUGCGGGGCGAAGCUGGCAUUGUGGAAUGCUCAUAUGUUGCAUCCGAGGUUACAGAACUGCCGUUCUUUGCCACAAAAGUGAGGCUUGGCCGUGGUGGAGCCGAGGAGAUCCUCCCUCUUGGACCUUUGAAUGAUUUUGAGAGAGCUGGUCUGGAAGCGGCAAAGAAGGAACUGCGCGAGAGCAUUCAGAAGGGCAUCGCUUUCAUGAGCAAGUGA